UAUUUCUCCUACAUUGAGUAAAAGGAAAUUAUCCAUAAUGAACAAGGUAACAUCAUGUCUAGUGCUUGUCGUGGCGGUGGCGGUGGCAGUGUCGGUGGUGGGGGCAGCAGCGGCGCCGCCUAAGAUCACAUGCGGCGAUGUGACAACCACAUUAGCGCCAUGUUUCGAGUACGUCUUAAGCGGCGGCAAGGUGCCUGGUAACUGCUGCCAAGGGGUGAAGUCGCUCUACAAGGCAGCGAACACCGCCGCCAACCGCCGCAGUGUUUGCAUCUGUCUAAAAUCCGUCACCGGCUCUGCCUCUCCGGCCGCCGUCAAAAACGCCAAAAGCCUUCCUGGGAAAUGCGGCGUCUCCCUUCCAUUUGAAAUCACGCCUGCAAUCGAUUGCAACAAGGUUAAUUAGAGACGAUGGACUGUCCGAGACCAAAUUAUGUAUGUCAGCUUGUUUGAAUUGUUUUCAAUGUAUGAAAUAUUAAUCUAUUGUGUAUCGUGGAUUUGUGUAAUCAAAUUAUAACGCUCCAUUAUGGUCAAGAAAUUUUGAUCCAAUUUCAUGUGGUA
Messenger RNA from Salvia hispanica, 555 nucleotides. RefSeq names its product non-specific lipid-transfer protein 1-like. The record is from RefSeq and is a predicted model, not a curated record. Lineage: Eukaryota; Viridiplantae; Streptophyta; Magnoliopsida; Lamiales; Lamiaceae. Gene Ontology annotation, biological process: lipid transport. Gene Ontology annotation, molecular function: lipid binding.